AAUACAGUCUGUUGUCAGGCGCAAGAAUGCCUCAAUGCGCUAGACACGAAUCACCGGGAAGGGGUUGAGCCAUCUGCCAGUGCAGGGAUGAAGUCCACGAGGGCCGUGGUCUUUGAUGUCGGGAGCGGCUCUGUCAGAGCGGGCCUUGCGGGAGACCCUGCCCCGUCGUAUGUCAUUCCGAGUAGGGUGAAAAUGACGCGCCACGGCUCCUCCGCGUGCCCCAGGUCGAGUUUCGUAGGGGCGGCCACGGGAGUGGACGCUCCCGCAGUGUUCCCCGUGCGCAACGGGAUCAUCACGGACUGGGAUGCUAUGGAGUGGAUGUGGGAGCGCGCAUUCCGCGAGCUGAACACUCCGCCGGAGAGGCACGCCGUUUUGCUCUCGGAUCCUCCCCUGAGUCCCCUCACAAACCGGGAAAAGCUCGCGGAGGUCAUGUUCGAAACUUUUUGCGUUCCCGCCCUGUACGUAGAAAACCAGUCGGUGCUCUCCAUGUACUCUUGUGGUCAAACCUCAGGGCUGGUCGUGGAGAGCGGCGAGGGAUGCUCCUACGCGACACCGGUUCACGAGGGCUUUUAUCUACCCAGUAAUACCUGUCGGGUGGACUACUCAGGAAGCAGCUUGGAUCGGUAUUUGCGCGCGCUGUUGCGGGACUCUGGGAUAGAGAUAGCUGAAGAUUCUGCAGCCGCCACAGAAGACAUUAAGGUGAAAUGUUGUUACGUCGCUCCCGACCUGGACAUGGAACUCCUCAAAGGUGAGAGUCACGUCGAGCACGUGCUGCCAGACGGCCAGCGCAUCCAACUCGGACGCGAGCGGUUCAUCUGCCCCGAGGCGCUCUUCCAGCCUAGAGCGUUGGACUCGCGGGAGCCCGGGCUGCACACGCUCGUAAUGAACAGCCUGAACAUGUGCGACAUCAGCCUCAAACGCGUGCUGCGCCAGAACGUGUUGCUGUGCGGCGGGUCCACACUCUUCCGCGGGAUGCCAGAGCGAAUGCAGAGAGAGCUAGACCGCGUGGUUCCCGGUGGUGGGGUGCGCGUGGUGGCCACAGACACUCGCAAACAUGCGGUGUGGCUCGGAGGUUCCAUCCUCGCGGCCCUGUCCACGUUCCAGUCACUGUGGAUGCGCAGGACCGAGUAUCUGGAGAAAGGCCCAAACGCGGUCUACCGGGGAUUUGUGUGAACAUAUGACAUGAGUAAACAUCCUAAACACCA
This is a messenger RNA of Alosa alosa (allis shad), 1205 nucleotides long. Its product is annotated as actin-like protein 7A. Bases 88 to 1173 code for a protein of 361 amino acids. NCBI's taxonomy places the organism in Eukaryota, Metazoa, Chordata, Actinopteri, Clupeiformes, Clupeidae. The record is from RefSeq and is a predicted model, not a curated record. The transcript has a single exon.